UUGCUUCCCAGGCUCCUCUCUGCAUUCUCCCCAUUUCCCCAACAACAUGCAUCCUGCCAGAUUACUCAGCUCCUGCUGCCUCCUCCUGCUGCUCGGGGCCUUGCCUGGAUGGGCAACCAGUGAUGACCCUAUUGAGAAGGUCAUUGAAGGGAUCAACCAAGGGCUGAGCAAGGCAGAGAAAGAGGUUGGCAAGGCCCUGGAAGGCAUCAAUAAUGGAAUCACUCAAGCUGGAAGGGAAGUGGAGAAAGUUGUCAAUGGACUUAGCAACAUGGGGAGCCAUGCCGGCAAGGAGAUGGAACAGGGGAUCAACCACGGCUUGGACAAGGUAGCCCAUGGGAUCAACAAUGGCAUCGGACAAGCAGGAAAGGAAUCAGGAAAUAUUGUCCAUGGGGUCAACCACGCAGCUGGACAGGCCGGAAAGGAGGCGAACAAAAUGGCCCAAGGGGUCCAUGCUGGGGUCAACCAGGCCAGGAAGGAGGCAGAGAAAUAUGACCAAGCGGUCAACUACGCUGCGGGUCAGGCCGGAAAGGAGGCGGAGAAACUUGGCCAAGGUGUCCACCAUGCUGCUGGUCAGGCCGGGAAGGAUAUGGACAGGUUGCAGCAGGAUGUUCAUAAUGGGGUCAACCAAGCCAGCAAGGAGGCCAACCGGCUGCUGAAUGGCUCUCCACACAGCGGGCAUACCGGCCAGCACGGAGGAACCGCAACCACCACGGUAACAUCUGGAGCCUCGGUCAUCAAGCCUUUCAUCAACUUUUUGAGUCUGUGGAGAAGCAUCACCAACAUCAUGCCCUGAACUGAUGGCCUGGCACACUAACGUUCCUGUUGUCACACCCGCCGAAAUGCCCUGAGGAGCUGGGGGUGGGGGAGAGGUUCCUGGAGUCCCUUAAGGAGGCUGUACUGAGAUUUGUGAAUAAAUGUGACCUGCUGUCUCCUCUCA
Messenger RNA from Chinchilla lanigera (long-tailed chinchilla), 937 nucleotides. It is a transcript of the gene Sbsn, whose product is annotated as suprabasin. NCBI's taxonomy places the organism in Eukaryota, Metazoa, Chordata, Mammalia, Rodentia, Chinchillidae. The coding region runs from base 47 to 793 and encodes 248 amino acids. The record is from RefSeq and is a predicted model, not a curated record. The transcript is spliced from 5 exons.